Messenger RNA from Trichosporon asahii var. asahii CBS 2479, 1662 nucleotides. RefSeq lists its product as uncharacterized. Lineage: Eukaryota; Fungi; Basidiomycota; Tremellomycetes; Trichosporonales; Trichosporonaceae. Bases 1 to 1662 code for a protein of 553 amino acids. Gene Ontology annotation, molecular function: 1,3-beta-glucanosyltransferase activity. The transcript has 5 exons. Gene Ontology annotation, biological process: fungal-type cell wall (1->3)-beta-D-glucan biosynthetic process. Gene Ontology annotation, cellular component: fungal-type cell wall; cytoplasm. The record is from RefSeq and is a predicted model, not a curated record.
AUGCUCCUUUUCAAGACCCUCGUCGCGGGCCUUCUGCCCCUCGCAGCGGCGCUGCCCCCGAUCACUCGUACCGGCAAGUACCUGUACGACCAGAACGGAGAGCGCUUCUUCAUCAAGCCCCAGGGACGUCUCGCCGAGCAGACGGCGGACAACGAGGAGCACGGAGGCUUCCCCGAGCCUGACUCCUACAUCGACCCGCUCUCGAGCAAGGACAACUGUACCCGAGACCUUCCCCACCUCCAGGAGCUCGGCGUCAACGCUGUCCGCGUGUACUCCGUCGACCCCUCGAAGAACCACGAUGACUGCAUGAAGCUCUUUGACGACAAUGGAAUCUAUGUUCUCCUCGACCUCUCCCUCCCUGCCAACGGAUCGAUCAACCGUGCUGCCCCCUCCUGGACCACUGCCCUCCUCGAUGAGUACAUGCGUACCAUCGAUGUCUUCAACAAGUACGACAACGUUCUCGCCUACAGCGUUGGAAACGAGGUUGUCAGCCGUGCCGUGAACACUGAUGCCGCUCCCUUCGUCAAGGCUGCCGCCCGUGACAUCAAGGCCUACCUCCGCAGCAUCGGUUCGAACGCUAUGGUCUCGUACUCUGCCGUAGACGGCGACUCGAACUUCCGUGGAGGCGUUGCCGAGUACCUGACCUGCGGCAACGACAGUGUUACGAUUGACCUGUACGGCCUGAACAACUAUGCGUGGUGCGGCUCUUCCUCGGUCACCGCCUCGACCUGGAGCAACAUGGUCGACGACUUCAAGAACGUGCCCGUCGCGACUUACAUGUCCGAGUACGGAUGUAUCGAGGUCAAGCCCCGUCUCUGGCAGGAGGUCGACGCUCUGUACGGUGACACGACGGUCACCGACGUCUUCUCCGGUGGUGUUGCAUUCAGCUACUUCCCCACUAGCGAUGGGUAUGGCAUGGUCGAGUUCGGCGGUGACGGUAAGGACGUCACCGUCAGCACUGACUUCACGAACCUGGCGCAGCACCUGAAGAACGUUACCACCGCCAAGACCCCUGCCCAGUCCGCCGCGCAGACCGGUAGCAUUGAGUGCCCUGCGGACGGCGCCAAGAUCAACGCGAGCUCGAAGCUGCCCCCGACCCCUAACAAGGCCGCGUGCAACUGCGUCAACGACAACGCGCUCUCGUGCCACGUUAUUUCGGCUACCGCCAACGACCCCGCCAAGAUGGGCGCCCUCACCGACUACGCGUGCUCCCUCCUCGGACAGGCGAACACUUCUGUAACUUGCGAGAACAUCAGCGGCAACGGUAGCACCGGUGUCUAUGGUUCGCUCUCGUUCUGCUCGCCCGAGGUCAAGCUCAACUACGCCAUGUCGAGCUUCUGGGAGACUGACCAGAAGGCCACCUCGUGCGACUUUGGCGGCAACGCCACCCUCACCCCCAACACGCCCAACACCCAGGCCUCGUCGGAGGUUGCGGCCAAGUGUCUGGCCAACGCCUCAGCCGUCACCACUCCCUCGGCGACCCAGGGUGGCCCGAGCCAGACCACCGGCGUCGCGCCCACCGCCGUUGUUUCCGGCGGUAAGGAUGCUGGAUCCGACGGUGGUGACAAGAAGGACGACAACAAGAACUCUGGCGCCAACGCCGUCUUCGCUUCGCUCUCCAUGGUUGUCCUCGCCGUCGCCGGUGCUGUCAUUGCCGCCUAA